Striga hermonthica is the source of this 1080-nucleotide messenger RNA. NCBI's taxonomy places the organism in Eukaryota, Viridiplantae, Streptophyta, Magnoliopsida, Lamiales, Orobanchaceae. The record is from the annotation of a GenBank genome assembly.
AUGACAGGCCGCUCCACAGCCACAGCGGACCUCUCCACCACUGUGGCUUGCCUUUCUACUAUUGCGGCAGGAAGUAUGCUUGUUGGUAGAACUGCCGAGGACUGUUCUGUAUUGAGGGCAAAGGUGGAGAAGCUCGUGGAGGCUGGGUUGGGUGCACAGUUCUUGUCACGGGAUGAGCUGCGGGUGGAAGAACCUGCUCUCGAGCUCGGGGAGGAAGGUGGCGCUGCUUUCAUGCCCGACGACUGCCAAUUGGAUGCUCGUCGUGCUGUGACAUUUCUCGAGAAGACUAACAGGUCUUUUGCAGCAGAAGGGAGAUAUGCUGAGUUCUAUCAUGAGCCAGUAACCAGCUUUAUAAGAUCUGAGAGCACUGGAGGAAUUGAGGCAGUUCAAACUUCCAACAGGACAUUGAGUGUUAAGAAAGCUGUUGUCAUUGCAGCAGGCUGCUGGAGUGGUUCAGUGGUGGACAACUUAAUAAGAGAUGCUGGUAUUAAGAUAGAUGUCCCAGUUAAGCCUAGAAAGGGUCAUCUGCUCAUUCUAGAGAACUUCAAACCUUUUAACCUUAAUCACGGGCUUAUGGAGGCGGCUUACGUCAGUCAUGAAUCUGCAAAACUGAGCUCCACCAGUACAGAUUCAAAAACUGGAUUUGAUGCAACUAUCGCGUCUAUUUCAAUGACGGCUACCACGGACUUGUCGGGAAAGCUCGUGUUUGGGAGCAGCCGUGAGAUUGUCGGUUUCGACACCAAAAUAGACGAGUCUAUCGUAGAACGGAUCUGGACACGGGCAAGCGAAUUCUUUCCCGUGCUGAAAAAAUCAUCCCUAAGAGAUAUGACCGACAGAAGGGAAGUGAGAGUAGGCCUGAGACCCUACAUGCCUGGUGGGAAACCACUGAUUGCACCUCGACGGGGUGCGCGAACGGAGAUUGUACGGACAACAACGAUGGUCCGGGACCGUACACGCGUGAACACGGGACCUUGGUACAAUGAUGCGACGCGAACCAGAACUAACGGUGAACGGCGAGUGUACGCGGAACAGCAGCGGGAGGACCUUCGCGUGGGGCUCGCGACAUCAAAGCUUCGAUGA